CCCAAUGCAAAUGUUAAAGGAAAAGACACGCCCCGUUGCUACGUAUCUGAGUUAUUUUUCCGGUGCAAGCUACAUAGCAAACCGACCUGCUAGCGAAACCACGAGUAAAAGUAGCAAGAUACGCGUGUAAUUCAGAGCCCCUUGGAGAAAUCAUGUCUCACACCAUUCUGCUCGUGCAGCCCACCAAGAGACCAGAGGGCCGUACCUAUGCAGACUACGAAUCAGUUAAUGAGUGCAUGGAAGGUGUGUGCAAGAUGUACGAGGAGCACCUGAAGAGAAUGAACCCCAGCAGUCCCUCCAUAACAUAUGAUAUCAGCCAGCUGUUUGAUUUUAUUGACGACCUGGCUGACCUCAGCUGUUUGGUGUACCGUACCGACACACAGACCUACCAGCCCUACAACAAGGACUGGAUCAAGGAGAAGAUCUACGUCCUUCUGCGUCGCCAGGCCCAGCAGUCUGGAAAAUGAGACCUGGAGCUCCACCAUGCGUGCGUGUGUGUGGGGGGCGGGGGGGGGGGGGGUGAAAGGGG
Molecule: messenger RNA, 529 nt
Organism: Osmerus eperlanus (European smelt)
Lineage: Eukaryota; Metazoa; Chordata; Actinopteri; Osmeriformes; Osmeridae
Product: enhancer of rudimentary homolog
Exons: 4
Coding region: 153-467 (104 amino acids)
Source: RefSeq, a predicted model, not a curated record